This is a messenger RNA of Plectropomus leopardus (leopard coralgrouper), 6134 nucleotides long. It is a transcript of the gene elk4, whose product is annotated as ETS transcription factor ELK4. Gene Ontology annotation, molecular function: DNA-binding transcription factor activity, RNA polymerase II-specific; sequence-specific DNA binding. Gene Ontology annotation, biological process: regulation of transcription by RNA polymerase II; cell differentiation. The record is from RefSeq and is a predicted model, not a curated record. Lineage: Eukaryota; Metazoa; Chordata; Actinopteri; Perciformes; Serranidae. Gene Ontology annotation, cellular component: nucleus.
UUCAAAGGCUCUCGUCAGUACAAGCCAAAGGCACUUUAAUGUAUUUUAUGUUCCGGUAUUUCCUCCACACUCUGUUUGAAACUUGUUUCUGGACCUAUGGCACAUUAGACAGCUUUCCAGCGAUGUUUUGGGAAUAUUUCGACGCGGCUCGACGACUCGGAGAUUCAUCGGGCUGGACGAGCGAGUGAGAGACAUGGACAACUCUGUCACCCUGUGGCAGUUCCUUCUCCAGCUCCUGUUGGAUUCCAGUAAUGAGCAGCUGAUCUGCUGGACCAAUGAGGAAGGGGAGUUCAAACUGCUGCAGGCAGAGGAGGUGGCCCGUCUGUGGGGAGCCCGCAAGAACAAGCCCAACAUGAACUAUGACAAACUCAGCAGGGCUCUCAGAUACUACUACGACAAGAACAUCAUAAAGAAGGUGAACGGUCAGAAGUUUGUCUAUCGCUUUGUGUCCUAUCCUGACAUCCUGAAAGGAGAUGUUGCUACCCGAACGCAGGGCGGGGAUGUGGCUGCUGGGGGCGUCCCUCAACUGUCAAAGAGGGGAGAUGGCACUGGACAGGAGGGUGAGUCAGGUGACCGCAGUGGCACGGCAGCUGUGGGCUCCAGCACCAAGCCGUCGAACCGCAACGACUACAUCCACUCUGGCCUGUACACCUCCUUUACCCUCAACUCACUGCAAAAUGGACGCCAGCUCUUCAAGUCCAUCAAAAUAGAGAACCCAGCAGAGAAGAUGGCUGACAAGAGAGCUGUCACUGCCACACCGCAGAGCCAGGAGCCGCUACCACAGCCGCUGCAGCAAACUGCUUUGCCGUCCGUCAUCAAGUUUGGAAACACCCCUCCAAAGCCAGCUCCGUCGGCGUCUGUUGAAGUUGUCAUAGAGCCGGACCUGAUGCCCAACCACUUGAAUCCUCUGCAAGCUCCAACCCUGAGGGCAGAGGACAUUCACUCCUCCCUGCCAUCCCAGUCUGUAUACCCAUUUGAAAACAUCCGCCCAUCUGAGCCGACGUUCAGCCUACCCGACCUGAUCUCGGCCAGCCCGUCCCCAAGCCUAGUGCCUGACUCCUCCCAGGAGCUGGUGAUUGACAGCGACAUCGAGUCUGGAUCCUCUCAGCCCACAGACGCUCAGGCACCAGAACCCACAGACGCACAGGAGAAGAUGGACAGUGGCAUGGGUUUGUCAGGAGACGAGACCAGUUUGGUGGACGCUGAGACCAGUUCAUCGUCACUGAGCAGCUGCACCACGGUCAGCACUCUGAGCUCAGGAAAGACACGCAAGCCACCGAAAAUCCUGCAGAUCAGCCCGCCAGCUCUGCUGGUCACCACCUCUGACUUCUCCCCCAUGAACCUGUGCAGCCCCUCUCUACCCACUGCCUCUCUCACACCAGCCAUGCUGCAGACUCCCACUCUGUUGCUGACUCCCAGUCCUCUGCUGUCUAACAUCCACUUCUGGAGCACGCUCAGUCCAGUCGCCCCCCUCAGUCCAGCCACACGACGCCAGGGAGCCCACCUGUUCCAGUUCCCGUCGGUCCUUACCCCUCAGUUCCAGAUCCCCGUACACAGUAUGGAUGGGACCAACACACCAGGCCCCAUCUCCCCAGACCCUCAGAAGACAUAGGAUUAACCCCCCCCUUAUAAAGCACAUUAGGACACCUCCCCCCUCCUGUUGCAUCUCCUGCUCCCACACCCAGGACAAUGCUGUGGGAGCUUAGUUGUUGCCAUUCCUCAUCACUCUGGUGCUUUACGGUUCACUGCCACACAAUCACAAUACAGUCAGCUGUGUGGAGGGAGGGUGCGGACAGAUGCUGGCAGUCCAGGUUUGAUGGAUGACUUGUUUCAGAACAUUUACACUCUGAGGAUGCUAUCCAGCAUUCAUACACACUGAUGCCAUCCUUCCUUAUGCACUUAUGGAUUCAUUUGGUCUGGCUUCUUGGGAUUCUCAGUCACAACAGUUCAAAGGAGGGAGGAAUCUCCAUGGCAACAGUUGAUGCAUGUGGACCCUCAGCAGCGACAAUCCUCUUCAUUCUUGGAGACUCAGACAGGUGGAAUUGCAAAUAUCUGAAUCUUUCCUUUUAAAGAACUUCCCUCUGAUCAUGUGUGCGUGUGUGUUUCUCCAAAACACACACGCACACAUGAUCUGUUCUGGGUUACUAACCUGUUUCCUCCCGCUGGCAGUGCUUCUGUUUUUGUUGUGCUCUGUCCUUAACUUUAGCUCUUGCUGAAGGGUAGUGCUUUAACCUGAUAAUGUGCAUGUUUACCUGCAGCUCUUUAUCUUGUACCCAGCUCUCAGCCUUGCCUCACCUGCCUGAGUAUGGACCUGCUGCUCUCUACAGCCAUAUCCCACAGGAUGUUUACCUUCACUUUCUAUCAUGACAUGUGGCCAUAAUCUGAGCUGAACCUUUUAUCAUGCCUCUGUGUAAAUGCUCUGAUAUGUGUGUGUGUGUGUGUGUGUGUGUGUGUGUGUGUGUGUGUGUGUACACAGUAGAAUAAGCCUGAGAGCCAGUGUGACCUGGUCUGCUGCCAGCAGUAAGCUUUCAGGUGGGAAUGAACGAAAGAGAAGCCAUAAUCUUUUCUGUGCAUCGACUCUGCAAGCAGCAGCACAGAAAUCCAGCAUUUCUUACUGCUCUGGUGUUGCCUUUUUGAAUGAACUCUGCACUGUUAAAGGCAGCCAUCAUGUUAGAAAAUACCAUUUAAUUUUUUUUCAAACAAAAGGUGAAGAAUGAUACAAUUUCAAGGAAUACUUUAACGUUUUUGGGAAAUACACCUGUUCAUUUUCGUGCUGAGAGUAAGAUGAGAAGAUCGCUGCCACUCUCAUGUCUUCUCAGUGGAUAUGUAGCUGGAUGCUAACCAGCAGCUGAUUAGCUUAGCUUAGAUUAAACGGAAACAGCUAGCCUGGCUCUGUCCUAAGUUUCUUCUUCCACAUUCCCACCAAAAUAAGCAUGUGCAAGAUUUUUAAACAUGGGUAAACCUACAAAAUAUGAGUGAGUGGCUGCAUUCCCACUGCCACUGAAUUCACCUCUGGAGAGCGAGUCGGCCUUUCUGUCAGCUGGCGUGUGUGUGUGUGUGUGUUGUUUUAUGUAUAGUGCGUCAGUGUAACAUCAGGGACAGGCAUGAACAGAGGUCUGCAAAAACUUUUUAGUGCUAUCUCUAACUUGUUCAGUCUCUCUUUCAAACUCGGUGCAGACUAAUUUGGAAUAAUGUUUCAGAACUGCUUCGGAGGACACAGAUAGUAAUUAGUCAUGGCGCGUUAUUGCAUCCCGACAGAUAAGGAGCUGAAAUUAGCGCGUUCACCCAGGCGUUGCGCUCCCAUCAAAGCCGAUGGGAGCUGGAGGUGAUAAAAACCCUGCAGUGUCUGCAGUCGUUUGACCCAGGUGUGAAUGCCCAUUGUACGCAUUCCCAUUACUUUAAAAAAACAGAUGUUAGCUGGGUUUUUGUGCAGUGGGAUUGAGGCUUAAGAAAUGCUUGCCAGCCUCUUUAGUUCAUCAAUUAACCCUCCGAUACCUGAACAAAUUGGCUGGAUUUUUUUCAAAAACAUGGGAAGAGGGCGAUGAGCAACUAAUUAGUAAAAAGUUACAAGAAAAUCACUUGAAAAUUGCUGCUCUCUCUGUUUCCUCAGUGCUGGCUACGUAUUUACCAAACAGACAUGAGAGUGAUAGCAGUUUCGUCAUAUAACUUUAGGCAAGUAUUUCCCAACCGUGCAACUACUCCUUAAAGUACACUGAGGACUACAGCCAAGCAGAAUAGUUCCUGAUUAAGCAGAAUCACAGCAGAUGUUGAAGCCUUGUUGAUUGUCUACAGAUCAGCUCUGAUGUGUUUGUUGUAAAUGAUUGGCCUCUGAUGAAUGUUGCUUGCAGCGUCAGCACAGGUAUUUGACCUCAGACUGAACCUCUAAAUCUUAGAGGCUUGACUCUGAACAGUCAAGCCUGAACACUUUGCCAAGCCUUAGCCAUGUCAAACACAUCACCCUGCGGGUCCUGAGGACUGUAGAAACCCUCCCCUGACUCCCCCUCCUCUUCUCCUCCAGACCAUCAGCCAUGAAAGGUUUACACUUGUUUUGUAAAUGACUUUGAAGCCAUAAGUCUGAGAGACAGACUCCAGAGGUAGAGCGGCAUUUCUGUGCCAGUAAAUGUGGAAAAUCGCACUUGUUUACAUGAAACUUGGUUAGAACACACUCUUUCUAACCCAGGGAUGGACGACCAGCAAAUCAUGUAGGUCUCAUUUUGACUCAACUAACAGAUAUUUGCCCCCCUCAGCCUGCAGUCAUACGGUGCCUUACCACAGCCAAGCCCAAGUUUAGCUCCCACAUGUGGACGGAGUUGUAAAGUUAGCAAAGAACUUACAGAACAUGACAGCGUUCCUGUUUGAAUGAAUGCCAUAUCUUUGCAUAGACCAAACCAGAGCUGCAGAAGUUCAGAGUGGAACUUCACAGAGGUGUGUGUUCGUUUGUGUGUAUGUGUGUGUGUGUGUGUGUGUGUGUGUGUGUGUGUGUGUGUGUGUGCGCAUGCGCACAUGCGUGUGUGCAUGGGCACAGCAGCUCAUGUGCUGUGCCACAGCUUGUAGGACCUUACAUGUGCAUAAAUGUACAUACAGUAAGCACCAUGGGUUAACCCUUUGAAACCCAAGCAGACUUGUUUGAUUUCCUUCAAAAACAUGGGAAGAAGGCAAUGAGCAACAAAAGAACGAAUUACUCAAAAAUGACUCAUAUUGAAGUCUGUCAAUUAGCAAGAAAACAAUUAUCUAAAAGUUUGUAACAAUAAUAAUAAUAAAUUAAAAGGGAAAUUAUUCGGAAAAAGUCCUCAAAAUUAUAAUAAUUAUUUAACAUAAUUAAUUAUAAGCUAAAAAUAUACCUUUUCUUGCUUUUUUUCUUUUCCCCUAACUUUUUUUCAACAAAAACAAAUCUAAUUCUUUGCAAUUUGUGGAACAUUUCUUACCAAGUUGCUCACUGCCUCUUUUAUGUUUUUUAAAGAAACUACACAAAUUUGCUUGGGAUUCAAAAGUGUAAAUACUUCUGAAAAAUGUCUGAACGCAACACAUGAAAAGCGAUGUUGCCUCAGGUUUUAAUGAAUUAAUAUGCAGAGCAUGUAAAUCUAAUCAGGCCAUGUUUUAGAGCUGGCAGCCAUGUCUCUUUUCCAACCUGCUUCUAAAUGUUUGUGAUAACAAAUUUACUCAGAAAGUAUAUAAAUAUAUAUAUAAAACCUGUUCCUUAUUUUUGUGUAAUCAUUAAUUUUCCUGUAACACCAAUAGAAUUUUAAGAUUAAUUUCUAUUUUUGUAAGGAUAGAUAGUUAGAUGUGAGCUAUCUUGGGUUCUCUGAUUUUGUGUUCUCUCUGUGCAUGUGUUUUUUUUUCUGUUGUUUUUCCUCUCGUGGAUUUGGGAGGUGGCUGCCCCAUGGUGCCAUUGGCUAUUUUUGAGAAUCAAAGCCUUAUGGGGAGAAAUCUGAAUCUAUGUUUUAUAUGUAAAGUGUUUUUGAUAGUGUUGAUAUUGUACAUGCAGAUGUUGUGAUGAAACGUUUGCACUUCACACUUCGGGGUUCCUGCAGUAUUGGAUUCUGUCGCUUUUCUAUGACUCAGAUUUUCCUUUUUUGAUGAAAUGUUGUUGACGUUUGCUUACAGAGAAAUGUAUAUUUUCCCAAAGGGAGGAUAAAUUAUGCACUUGUUAUUUUAUACAGUGAAUCUGAUCUUUUACAAUAUAUAUCACAGGAUUUACAGUGAUUUGUUAUUAGGCACUACCAUACAACAUUAAUUUAUUUGGAUUGAAAGUUAAGUCCAGUACAAUUGGUAAAUUAUACUGCAUUUUUGCAGUAAAUUUGAGGAAAAACUAUUAAAUAGAUGGAUAAUAUUCCCAAAGCCCAUUUAAAACUUUCCUCCAUUAAGUCUUAGAGGACUCUUUGUUUGCAUGUUUCUUCAUUUGUAUCUUCUGAUGAUGUUCUCCCUGAAACGUACCUUUAAAUGUAAAUUCUCCUUUGAAAAAGAAAUAACACACACAGUUCUUGCUUUGUUCUGUCCUGUUUUCUAUUGUUUGAUGCUUUUUCAAAUGUUUACAAGCUGCUUGUCUUAAGUGGCGUAUUGAUAUUUCAGAGGUGUAGAGGAAGUGUUUAUAAUGGAAGAGAAGGUGAGACCAAUAAUAAAAGAUCUCUAACGAA